Thamnophis elegans (Western terrestrial garter snake) is the source of this 6360-nucleotide messenger RNA. RefSeq names its product formin like 1 (gene FMNL1). Lineage: Eukaryota; Metazoa; Chordata; Lepidosauria; Squamata; Natricidae. Gene Ontology annotation, biological process: cell migration; cortical actin cytoskeleton organization; regulation of cell shape. The transcript has 26 exons. The record is from RefSeq and is a predicted model, not a curated record. Gene Ontology annotation, cellular component: cytosol. Gene Ontology annotation, molecular function: actin filament binding; small GTPase binding. The coding region runs from base 512 to 3904 and encodes 1130 amino acids.
CGUUUUUUCUCUCUCUCUCCGCCGCUUGCAGCGGAUCAGAGGAUGCACCUCCCUUUUCUGAAAAAAAGUUGCGUUGCUACCUUCGCGUGGAAAUUGAGCCCAUCUAUUUGAAUGCAGAAAAGCGCGAGGCAGCGCUCUCCUGCCUGGUGGUGGCCCCAAAGGAGCGGAGCUUAGCGGUCACCGCGUUGGGCGACGUUCCCUCUAGUCCGCCGCGGCCGUUAUAUUUCUCCUGUUUCCGGUAACUCCAGACGCCAGAGCAAAGUCAUGGACAACCGUCACGGCUCCUUCUUGCCAUAGAAGAUUUUUUUAAAAGCACGUGCAAGGAGUUUCUGGAACACCCUCCAUCUUUUUCCCGCCUGUUUUUAUUUUAUUUUAUUUUAUGGGUGUGAUUUUUCUUAUAGGAGACUCUUCCUCCCCUUGAACCGUUUUCUGCUUCAGGGGAAAAUCCGGGGAAUUUUCAACUCGCAGCCUUUUCCCAGAUUUUUAAUUUUGUAAUCUUAAAAAUCUGAGAAUGGGUAAUGCAGCCAGCAGCCUGGAAAUGUCUCCAGCGAAGGAGAUUAAAACCCAACCGACUGCUUCUUCGCCUUUACCCCCUAAACAACCUGCACCCCCCAAACUACCGAUGCCUAAUGCUGAGGAAUUGGAAGAACGAUUCGGACAUGUUCUGAAUUCAAUGAAUCUGCCACCAGACAAAAUGAAGCUUCUGAGCCAGUAUGAUAAUGAAAAGAAAUGGGAAUUAAUAUGUGACCAGGAACGAUUCCAGGUCAAAAACCCACCAUCUGCCUAUAUCCAGAAACUGAAGAGCUAUCUAGACACAGGUGGAUUCAGUGGAAAGUUUAAGAGACGAGUUCAAGAAUCUACCCAGAUUCUUCGGGAGUUAGAGAUAUCCCUGAGAACAAACCACAUUGGUUGGGUCCAGGAGUUCCUAAAUGAAGAGAAUAGAGGUCUUGAUGUGUUGGUGGAUUAUCUUGCUUUUGCCCAGUGCUCUGUCACGUAUGAUAUGGACAGCACUGACAAUGGGAGCCCUGGGUCGGACAAGGGAAAGGCCCUGGACAGAUCUGUAGAGGACCUCAGCAGAAGCAAUUGCUCUCCCACACAGGGUUCCAUCAAAGCGAGGCACUUGACUGUCAGAUUCAAUCCGGCACACAGCAGGAAGGCAUUACGGAACUCACGCAUCGUCAGCCAGAAGGAUGAUGUUCAUGUGUGCAUCAUGUGUCUCCGUGCCAUUAUGAAUUAUCAGUCUGGAUUCAGCCUUGUGAUGAACCACCCUGCCUGUGUAAAUGAGAUCACACUCAGCCUCAACAAUAAGAAUCCCAGAACUAAAGCUCUUGUCCUUGAGCUAUUGGCUGCUGUUUGCUUGGUCCGAGGAGGACACGACAUUAUUCUGGCUGCCUUUGACAACUUCAAAGAGGUUUGUGGUGAGAAGAACCGUUUUGAGAAGCUGAUGGAGUAUUUCCGAAAUGAAGACAGCAACAUAGAUUUCAUGGUGGCUUGUAUGCAGUUCAUCAAUAUUGUGGUUCAUUCUGUGGAGAACAUGAACUUCCGUGCCUUCUUACAAUAUGAGUUUACACAGUUGGGACUUGAUGAGUACCUACAGAAGCUGCGUUGUACAGAAAGUGAUAAACUGCAAGUGCAGAUCCAAGCCUAUCUGGAUAAUAUCUUUGAUGUUGGUGCCUUACUGGAGGAUACCGAGACCAAAAAUGCCAUCCUGGAACACAUAGAGGAUUUGCAAGAAGAGGUUGGACAGCUCACUGAGAAACUCCAGGAUGCAGAAAACGAAUCCGAGGCCAAAAUUGCUGAGCUAGAGAAACAGCUGUAUCAGUCACGCAAUGAGCUGGAGAUCCUGAGAGCAAGAACUAGUGAUGAGCCGGAGAAGCUAGAUGAAAUCAGCAAAGUUAACAAGCCAGAAAGUCCUUCUUGGUUCCCAAUGCAGCUUCCACCAGAGUCAAAAAUAACUCCACAAUACUCUGCCUUGGAGCACAACCUGGAAGAACUAGAAGACAGAGGUUUUAUCCGGAUCCAGCGGGGGCCUGGCAGUGAUAGCAUCAUUGGCAUUGAGGUCCUCCCUGUUAUUAAUAUUGAAGCAUCUUCAUCAACUAGCACAGAUUAUCCCUCCCCAUCUACAUCUCCUGUCCGCAGUCUUGCUCCAGAAAUACCACCAGCACCACCUCUACCUUCCACGAAAGGCAGUGAUUCUGUGGCUUUCUAUUCUUCUCAAGAGGAGGAGUUGCCACCUAUUCCAUCUUCUCUUCCACCACCACCACCACCACCCUUACCAGGGAUCAAUGAGCCUCCACCUGCCCCACCACUGCCUGUGAUUGUAACUACAUCUCAAGCUUCAUCAAUGCCUCCUCCUCCUCCGCCACCACCCCUCUUAACAUUUGGUGGCCCAGUUGCUCCUCCUCCUCCACCACCGCCUCCCAUGAUUGAUGGAGCAACUUUGCCAGCCAGUACAGUUACUGCAGCUGUCAAGAUCAAGAAGCCUAUACAGACCAAAUUCCGUAUGCCUGUCUUCAAUUGGGUUGCUUUGAAGCCUAACCAGAUCAAUGGGACCAUCUUCAAUGAACUCAAUGAUGAAAAAGUCCUUCAGGAGCUGGACAUGAAUGACUUUGAAGAACAAUUCAAAACCAAAGCUCAGGGUCCAGACAAAGAAUUCAGUUCCAUAAAGACCAAGACUUUACAGAAAGCUCCCACUAAGGUUUCACUGAUUGAAUGCAACCGGGCCAAGAACCUGGCCAUCACCCUCCGUAAAGGGGGGCUCAGUAUCGACAGCAUUUGCAAAGCCAUUCAGACAUACGACUUACAAACCCUCAAUCUGGAUUUUCUGGAGUUACUGAUGCGCUUCAUCCCAACGGAAUAUGAGAUGACACUAAUCCGCAAAUAUGAAAAAGAGCAACGUCCACUAGAUGAGCUUUCAGAUGAGGACCAAUUCAUGAUCAAAUUCAGCAAAAUUCCCCGCCUUACAGAACGCAUGAACAUCAUGACAUUCUUAGGCAGUUUUGCAGAUACUGUACAACUCCUUCUGCCACAACUAAAUUUUGUGAUUGUUGCUUCAAUGUCAGUCAAGUCAUCUACCAAACUGCGUCAGAUUUUAGAGAUUGUCCUGGCAUUUGGGAAUUAUUUGAACAGCAGCAAACGGGGAGCGGCUUAUGGAUUCCGGUUGCAGAGCCUUGAUGCGCUUCUGGAUAUGAAAUCAACAGACCGGAAACAGACACUACUUCAUUAUAUAGUGCGGGUGAUCCAAGAAAAAUACCCUGAGUUCCUGAACUUUUCCAGUGAGCUGCAUUUUCUGGACAAAGCAGGGGCAGUGUCACUGGACAGUGUGCUUCAAGAUGUGAGAAGCCUACAGCGGGGCAUGGAGCUAACACGCAAAGAAUUCAUGCGCCAGGAUGACAGUAUCGUACUCAAGGAUUUCCUAAAGACGAACAUAGAAAUGAUGGAAAAGCUUCAGGCAGACAGUAAAACUGCACAGGAGGCAUACGAGUCAACAGUGGAGUACUUUGGGGAGAAUCCCAAGACUACUCCUCCAACUAUGUUCUUCCCUACAUUUGUACGCUUUAUUAAAGCAUACCAGAAAGCAGAGGAAGAUAUAAAAGUGUGGAAGAAGCAAGAAGCAGCUGCCAAAGAGGAGGAACAAGUUUCCCCCGGCAAAGGGGAACAGGCAGUACCCAAGCAAUCUCCCACCCAUAAGGCCAAGCGACAACAGAUGGACCUCAUAACUGAGCUGAAGAAAAAGCAGAUGGUGAAAGAGCCUCUCAUUUAUGAAGAAAAAGAUGGUGCCAUUGAAGACAUUAUUUCAGGUCUACGUAUCCAGCCAUACCGGCGGGGGGACACUGGUCGGCACAGUGGCAAAAAACGAACCACUGGGCAGAUUCUCCAGGCAACCUCCGAGAUCUCACUGUGACAGAUUUGAAUGAGAACAAGCUAAAUAAGCCUUGGUUUGCUGGGUGAAACAAGGACUCAGACCAAGAGGCCUGGACCAAAGACUUUUCCCUCCAAGGAAUAAAGGGACUCAGGCCAGGAUGACUGUCCUCUCCUCUCCCCACAUACACACUUAAUUAUAACCUUUGCACAUGUAAAUCUUGCUGGCUAUGUUGCCCGCUGGAUCAACAAUAUUUCUUCAUCUAAUAAGCAACUAAUAUCUUGGCCACAUUUGACUGACCUACCAUGGCAGCAGUGGGCAGGAUGGGGAGGCUCAAGUCUCUAAUAAUAGGGACAGCCAAUGGUGCUACAAACCUCCACCACCAAAUCAAUAAGAAACAUCUUCCACCUCCAAAAAUCUUUGUGGCGACUGCUGCCUCUAAAGAAGAAGAAAGCAAUUUGAUCCAGAUCCUUUCUCCCUGCUUUCUUUUCUAUCCAACCUAUUCUGGUUUCCUUAUCUAGGGCAUUCGUUCUAUUUUAGUUUUUCAAUUCCGCUUCUAUCCUAGAGACAAGGUGGGAGAGGAUUGUCUGUUUUCUUUCAAGUGUCACAAAAAUUAUGUUAGUCUAAGUACUGAUGUACUUGUAGGAUGAUUACUUCCUGGGAAGGUGUAACCUCAGGAUCAUUUAAGCCAUUAUAACAUAGCAAAACAGGGCUAAUUAAUUAGUAAAUCCAAGCUGUUUGUAAGUGGAGCAAACACCCUGUAUACAAUAGCAUCCUGCCACAUCAUUUCUUUAUUUUUUAUUUGCAAAGGUGCUGCAUUAAUUUCAUCACUUUAGAAUCGAAAUCAUAUUCAGCAUUUCAGCUUUCUGAUGUAGAAUGAUUUGGCUUCAGUGGCCUGUAGCCUUUUCUUUUGCAAAAUUUCAUGAUUGAUUCUGGGCACACAAUCCUGUUGCUUCCUUAGAAUUAUGAAUAAUUUUUUGCCCUCUUUAUACAUUUCCAUACAGUCCAGAUCUGCCCCUUAUUGUGAUCUAUAUUCAACUACAUGUCAACUGUAACUGCAUGAUCAUAGUUGCAUCCAAUGUAAUUAGAAACCCAUUGAAAACAAUGUUGCUCUUCUCCCUCUCUAGCAAAGUUCCCCAUGAUUAUAUAUUCUUCUUGAAUAUUUAAAGAAUUCAGCAUCCUUUUCUAUCACAACAAUCAGUCUAGGGAAUUAAUCUGAUCAGUUGAACAGCAUCUCAGGAUUUAGCAAAAGUUUGGCACUUUCAAAAACUACUCAUUUGAGUAUUGGUGACAAUCACACUGGCUAUGGGAAUUGCUGUUCUUUUCCUUGCCACAUGGUGUCAUUCUUCUGUGGGCUGAACAAUUUUUUCUUCCGGGUUGCUGGCAGUAUGUGUUAUGUAUGAAAUAUAAUACAUUAUCUCCCCACCUCCAUUCUUCAGAUGUAUACUCUUAAGAGCUUUCUAAGAGACAGAAAAAUAUAGACUGGAGGUGACAGUAAUUAGAUAACUCAGGAAAUCUUUAAUAAAGAUUUCAUCAUUGCAAUGCAUAGUUAUAAUUCUAUACUGAGAUUUACACACUGUUAGUUCACCUGAAGGAUACCACAUCCUAAUCCAAAUGCAUGUUUCCCUACUUGCUGAAAACCUGAGGAAUAGGGUUAACUUGUGAAAAAUGCUCCCACCCCUUUUUUUCUCCUUUUCUUUCUUUUUUUCUUUUUUGUAGUUCCACUGCACAUGAAACAAUACAUCUUACUCCCUCUCCCAAAUCAAGCCAGAUUUUUAUGGUUCCUAGCUUUUCUUUCAUUUGCCGAGGGAGAACAAUUAUUAUAUCUCCUAAAAUAUGUAGAGGGGAAGAGCAAUGUGUUCAUGCCCCUCUUUUUGGGUGGGUGGGUAUGCAGGAGGCGUGGGUUACAGUACCAUCAUUUUGUAUAAUCUGGCUCCAUCUGGAGCACUUUAUGCCUGCAGGGACACACUUAUGCAGAGUUGCACUUUUGCUUUCCCUCUCAAACUCCAGCAUGCAAGCUUCACAGCAAUAACUACCUAUUUCAGGAGAGAUUAGAUAUGCAUGGACAAAUUUGUUCAGUCUCAACUUGGAUGAAACAAAAUCCUCAACUGCCUUUAGCAAUACUAUGGCCAGGUCCCUACUGUCCGUCCCAAACUUGCUGUAGACUAGAUAUGCUUAGAAGCCCAGUUUUAGGCUACCAUUGCUUUUCCCAUAAUUUAAGAAAAACUAAAAUUAUCGCAGCAAAUGCUCAGAAUAGCACAAUUCUUUAUGCCAUGUCUGGGAGCAACGGGAAUGGUGUGGGGAGGGAGGGUUAAUAAAACAACUGAAUGUGGAACUUAAUUUUCUUAAAAUGCCUUGAAUUCUGUAGAUGAGCUACAACGCUCUACAUGACUUGUUACUUUGUAUACAUUAUUUUUAUAUAUGGUGUGUGAAUUGCAUUUAAUCCAAAGCAAGUUAACAAAUGAGAGAAUAUAAUACAUGUAUUGUAACUAUGAAAA